GCGGUUUACUGGCAUCAACGAUCGCAAUGGUUUACAAGGGCAUCGUCGUCCUCCUCGGCCUGGCCACCCUGGGGCUCGGCGGCGUGGUGCAGCCGGGAGCUCGGGUCCUCGAGAAGAUCGAGGACUUCGACGCAGCUCCGCGGUACAGCUUCGCCUACGACGUCCAGGAUUCCAUAACCGGCGACUCCAAGGCGCAGUACGAGACGCGAAAUGGCGACGUGGUCCAGGGCAGCUACAGCCUGAUCGAGGCGGACGGCACCAGGAGGAUCGUCGACUACACGGCGGACCCCGUCAACGGGUUCAACGCGGUCGUCAACAGGGAACCCGCCGUGGCCGUGGCUCCGGUGGUCGCCAAAGCCGCGGUCGCGGCUGCUCCCGUGCUCCCCAGGGUCGUCGCCGCAGCUCCCAUCGCCUACGCCAGGACCUACGUUGCCGCCCCUGCCCCUCCACCUGCGCUCAGGGCGGUCGCCACUCCGGUUGGCUUCCCGAGGGUCGCCAAAAUCGUCAACCCCGUUGUCGCACCUGCACCUGCACCCGCGAUCGCCAGACUCGCCGCUCCCCUGACUUACGCCGCUGCUGGAUACGCUUUCUCUAGCCCCGGCCACGACCGGCAUCAGUCAACUUCCAGACACGACAUGGCAUUCAAGUUCGUAGCCCUCUGCGCCCUGGUGGCAGCUGCAAGUGCAGGAAUCAUCCCUACGGCUCCAUUGGCGUACCACGCCCAGGCUCCAUUGGCGUACGCCGUCCCCGCCGCGAAAGCCGUGGACGCGGACUACGACCCCCAUCCGCAGUACAGCUACGCCUAUGACGUGCACGACAGCCUGACCGGCGACGUCAAGAACCAGCACGAGACGCGCGACGGCGACGUCGUCCAGGGCAGCUACUCCCUGAUCGAGGCCGACGGCACCAGACGCACCGUCGACUACACCGCCGACUCCGUCAACGGAUUCAACGCCGUCGUCCACAAGGAGCCGGCGACGGUCGCCGUCAAGACCCUGGCCGCCCCCAUUGCUCACGCCGAGCCGGUGCACUACGUGGCCAACGCCGCCCCCGUGGCGCAUCAUCUUGCCUAUGCGGCCCCCGCUGCGCCACUACUACGAAGCGCAGCCGGCGCAGCACUACUCCUACGCUUCGCCCGUCUACGCCUACCAUCAUUAAGUGCAAAACCGUUGCACCUGCGAUAAGGAGGAACCGAUACAGAUGCAGGGUACAGGACCCUUUCAACAUAUGGCCGAAAUUCAUCAAAGCGUGCAGGCGACAUUGGACCAAACGUCGGACACCUUUCGGCGCCUCCAGGAGCCGAAGGGUUAAGGGGAUGUGAAAGUGACAUUCGAAAGAUAAAUCGUUCGUGAAACUUCUCUA
Messenger RNA from Orussus abietinus, 1362 nucleotides. Its product is annotated as calphotin. Gene Ontology annotation, cellular component: extracellular matrix. NCBI's taxonomy places the organism in Eukaryota, Metazoa, Arthropoda, Insecta, Hymenoptera, Orussidae. The record is from RefSeq and is a predicted model, not a curated record.